Molecule: messenger RNA, 7896 nt
Organism: Alligator sinensis (Chinese alligator)
Lineage: Eukaryota; Metazoa; Chordata; Crocodylia; Alligatoridae
Gene: PPFIBP2
Product: PPFIA binding protein 2
Exons: 28
Coding region: 771-3782 (1003 amino acids)
Biological process (GO): neuromuscular junction development
Cellular component (GO): presynaptic active zone
Molecular function (GO): protein binding
Source: RefSeq, a predicted model, not a curated record
AAGUGUUUUUGUUUCCUUUAUCCUCAAUGCCGGGAAAAGACUUUGGGAAAUUGUCUGAACAUUCUUUACCUGUGUUUGUCAUCUGGGAGGCACCAGGCAGGGUGUAGAGGAGGCGAAGCCCCGGGACACAGGACUUGUGGUGUCUGUGUAAGGGAAGAUCAGCCUCUCUAUUUUUUUUAUAAUACCAAAGAUGUGGCAGGAGAGAAUUUACAGCACUCACGCAGACACACAAACCAGCAAAAUGUCUACAUCCUGAGGAACAAGCAUACCCUCUCCAGGCGUGAAGUCCUGUGGGGCAGCAAAGGACAAUCAUGGGAGGUUACACUGUAUCGUAGCAGCUUCAUUGGCAAAUUUCCUGGUUUGGCACAUGCAGGCAGGAACAGGGGGACUGUGAAGGACAUACCCAGAGGCAUUGCUGCUAGGACCUGUGCUAGGUACUCCAGCUUCAAAAGCCAUAUUGAUCUAUCAUGUUCAGUCCUAAAUGGGUGUACACCAGUGCUACCACUUAUCUCAAAUCUGUUUGUAUGAGCAAUAAAAUUAUUAAUUUUCAUUGGGUGUGCUGGGACAGUUGUCCCCACCAAACUUUCCAUGACUAGCAAUUUACUGACCGUGAAAGUCUUAUGGUCUCUAUAAGGAUUUUUCCCCCUAAAGAUUUGUAGUAGUCUGGUUACAAAACUAGGGAAAAGUUAAUUGUAGAUUAGGUUUGCCAAAUACUGCCAUCUGUCAUAUCCAUUUGCCCACAUAAGGUCAAAGAAUUCUGGCCACUAUUCAUGCUGCAUAGGCAUGCACAAAUUCCCCUAGCUCAGCUUUGCCCAGUUUUGGAUCAUAUGAUUUCAUCUCAUACUAGUUUACUACCACUCCCACUUAGAGUUAGAGGACGGAGCAAGAAGAGAGACCUGUCAAUGAUUUUCCUCUUACUUCUAGAAGAAAGGAGAGAAGAGCUACGUGUCCAGCAUCCCCUUGCAACAUUUCCCCACCACAAUCAGUCUCAGGUGAAUCAUCAUUCUUCAGCUAAUAAUGAAACCUAUCAAGAACGAUUGGCACGAUUAGAAGGUGAUAAAGAAUCCCUCAUAUUGCAGGUGAGUGUCCUCACAGACCAAGUGGAAGCUCAAGGAGAGAAAAUUCGGGACCUAGAAGUCUGUCUUGAGGGACAUCAGCUGAAACUUAAUGCUACUGAAGAAAUGCUUCAACAGGAGCUGCUAAGCCGGACAUCACUAGAGACUCAGAAACUAGAUCUAAUGGGAGAAGUUUCGGACCUGAAGAUAAAGCUGGUUGGUAUGGAGAAGGAACAGAGUGAAUAUGAAGAGAAGCAGAACAAAGCUGAGUCAGUAGUGAACCUGAUCAGUGAGCUACAGGAACAGAUGUGUAGACUGCAGCUGGAAAUAAAUAGUAAAAUCCAGGAAAGAAAGUCUCAAGAUAGGAAACCUGACCUGACAACUAAUGGUCCUCAGCCUAGCACAAGAUCAGUGGUAGAGGCCCUCACCCAGAAGAAUUGCUCUCGGUGUGAUAGCCUGCUACAGGAACUCAAACAUCUCAAAGGAAAAGUGGAAGAGCUGGAAAAUGAAAGAACCCAAUAUGAAUGGAAAUUAAAAGCGACCAAAGCUGAAAUUGCCCAGCUUCAAGAGCAGCUGGCUCUCAAAGAUGCGGAAAUUGAACGUUUACAGAGUCAGCUUGCUAGGACGUCAGCACACAAUGAGAUUGCAGAAAGAGAGGAAGUUUAUAGGAGAAGGCUAAAAGAGAAACAUCAAGAAGUCCAACGACUGAAGAUAGGAAUGGAAUCGUUACUGGUGGCAAAUGAAGAAAAGGAUCGUCGAAUAGAGGAGUUAACAGUGUUGCUUAGCCAGUACAGAAGGGUGAAGGAGAUAAUGAUAGCAGUCCAUGGCUCGUCAGACAGAGUUCUGUCUGGUGGUAGUGAAGAGGAACUUGAAACAAGCUUGAGGAAGUGGAAUCCUGUGACUAAACCCCAAGGAGAACUACUUAAAACAGAGGUACCUCCGACAGACGUGUCAUCAACUCUGGUGUCGUCAGUAACAAAAAAAGCUUUGGAAAUCAGUGGAAGUAUUCCAGUUCCUUCAAAUAACCUAAUUUCUCCACAUGAGGAAUCUUCAGAAAUCAGAAGUAGGGUUCCACAGAAGAAACUGUCAAGUAGUCUAGAGGACUUGCAGAGUGAAUCCCUGGAAAAGCAUGUAGACGGCAAGCCAGUAGACCCUGUUGUAGAACAAGAGAAUAAGCCACAUGUAAAAAAUAGCAAAUAUCAGACCUUACCUGGGAAGCUGCUUCGACCCACACCUAAUGGAGAUCAUGGAGUUUACAAUACAUCCACUUCCCCAAAUGUAUUUGGAACGAACGAUAAUGAGGAUAGCAGCACAAUGAGCCUGAAUCGCAUCAGGAGUGUCAGUGCACCAGUAUUAGGAGAAAUGGAGAAUGAAGAUGGUACAAUAGCUUCAGACGAUCUUUCACCCCUCUGUUCUGGAACAGACACAGGUCCACAGUCUUCAUUAUCUCCAGACUGUAAAAGGAACCCAAAAGGCAUCAAGAAAAUCUGGGGAAAAAUAAGAAGAACUCAGUCGGGUAACUUCCCUGCAGAUGAUCUGGGCUUGGCUGAGUUCCGUAGAGGUGGUCUCCGUGCGACAGCUGGACCUCGACUAUCAAGAUCAAAAGAAACAAAGGGGCAGAAGAGUGACACCAAUGCACCCUUUGCCCAAUGGAGUACUGAAAGGGUUUGCAACUGGCUUGAGGACUUUGGUCUUGGUCAAUAUGUUAUUUUUGCCCGGCAGUGGGUGAGCUCUGGCCACACACUUUUAACGGCAACACCUCAGGACAUGGAAAAGGAACUAGGAAUAAAGCAUCCUCUGCACAGGAAGAAAUUAGUUUUGGCCAUAAAAUCAAUAAAUUCAAAACAAGAUGAUAAGUCUGCUCAGCUGGAUCAUAUUUGGGUGACACGAUGGCUUGAUGAUAUUGGCUUACCUCAGUACAAAGAUCAGUUUCAUGAAUCCAGAGUGGAUGGGAGAAUGCUUCAGUACUUAACUGUGAAUGACCUUCUCUUUCUGAAAGUCACCAGCCAGCUGCAUCAUCUCAGUAUUAAAUGUGCCAUUCAUGUGCUGCAUGUCAACAAUUUCAAUCCCCACUGCCUACGUAGGAGGCCAGUCAAUGAGAACAUUUCACCUUCAGAAGUAGUUCAGUGGUCCAAUCACAGAGUGAUGGAAUGGCUCAGAUCAGUAGAUCUGGCAGAAUAUGCGCCAAAUCUUCGGGGGAGUGGGGUUCACGGUGGUCUCAUUAUUCUUGAACCUCGCUUCAGUGGCGACACAUUGGCAAUGCUGCUUAACAUUCCACCUCAAAAGACCCUUCUGAGACGCCACUUAACCACUAACUUUAAUGUGCUGAUUGGGCCAGAGGCACAACAAGAAAAAAGGGAAAUAAUGGAAGCCACUGCUUACACGCCUCUCACUACAACUGCAAAAGUUCGGCCAAAGAAACUUGGAUUUUCACAUUUUGGAAACCUAAGAAAAAAGAAAUUUGAUGAAUCUACAGAUUACAUUUGUCCUAUGGAUACAAGUCCAGGUGCAACUAAUGGUACUCAGAAGAGCUAUGGUGGAUACAAAGGACUUAGUCCACUUUCCUCUGAUAAGGAAUUGGACAAACUGGAUCAGAUGGAACAUUCGGAAGGAACGGUAAUGCAAAUAGGGGCUCUUUCUCAAGGCAUAAACAAUCUCACGAAUAUGCUAAGCCAAGAUGAAAUGCUGAAUGACAAUAGAUUUUUAACACCCACCUUCGAAGACUGAAGAUGAUGCUUUAGCAUGAUCAAGAACACUAAUACCUCACACACACAUCCAGAUAAGUGGCCAAGGAAACUGGGUGCUAUAUGGCAGAAGAUAGCGUAUGCUUUUCUGCAAAUGAGAUAAACUUUAUAUGUCGUUAAUACAGCAACACUUUACAGGUAAAGAAAAAUACACUGGGUACCCUAAUAAGUAUUUUUACCUAGAUGUUAAAAAAACAAACAAACUAUGCAAAAUUAUUUCUCAUCCAGAGUUGAGAAACAAGACCAGUAAAAGAUGUCUUUGCAGAUAUAUGGUGAAUUUGUGCACAGCUGCAAGUGUACUUUUAUAAUUUUGUACUUUUAUAAUUACUUCCACAUAGGGAUUAAUGCCAGUAGAUUGGCACCAUAGCCACAGGUUCAGAGUCUUCCUGAGUUAAGUAAAAGCAAUGAGGACAAGCCUUUAAUAAUUCCAACUGCUCCUUUUCUCCUUGACCAAAUGGUGCAGCAGGUGCUAUCUUGGGGUCUGGCAGACAGCCACAAUGUUUACAGAACUGUUGCUGUAUAGACAGGGCUAGUUUAGGAGCUUGAGAGUCUCCAGAGAAAUUGUCAGUGGGGGAGCAGAAACUUUGUUCCCUCCUCUUGUACCUCCAUUUGUCUCCGCUUUCUCUGUCCUGCUUAUAACAUUGGGAUGGAGAGAGAAGACAGAUAAGCUUUCACACCUUGUGAAUAGCCCGUAGCGGAAGUGGGAUGAUGUAGUGGGCAUGUUCCCAGAAUAGGCCAGGAGGGAGCACAUUAAUCCUUACUAUGCUUUUUCUCUCUCUGCCUAAAACCAGCAACAAUUAGAAGGACAAUUUAAGACUCUCAGGAAAGAUGAGGGACUCAAAAGGCUACUUUGCUUAGUUUUGCUUGAUGCUUACUAUAAACACUGUGUGCGCUCAGUCAGGGAACAGACCUAACACCCAGCAAAGACAGCCUGCAUGUUGACUUUCUCAGACCCGGGUUCAACACUCCCCCUGCAGUUGCUUUGAAGUGCGUGCAAUGGAACUGGCAGCACAGCACAGGGUUUGUUGCAAGUGACGACAGUUCCUUGUACAAAUGGAAGGUUUUAGGAAGUUCUACUGUAUAUAGCCUUCUCCUAUAAAUAGCAAAACGUAAGGAAGUACUAAUGGGCCAGUGGGCUCUGAACAUUUUGCACUUGCCUGAACUGAGAGUCAGAAUGGCAUACAGAAUGGAGUUCCCAGAACUCAGAACAAGCAAUUGGAGGUGAUCAGCUGUGAGCCCUUUACCAGCCACUUCCCUUCUGUCACUGAAUUACUUUCAUGCUACUGUAAGUAAUUAAAUGUAUAUGAACUUUGGAUAGUCUCAUAACAGAGAUUUGGUCAGAAACAAGCUGUGAUGUUUGCACGAGAACCCGGUGAUUCUUUUUGUAAACCUUAUGCUGUGUUUUGUUUUAUUUUGUUUCUGCUUCUGUUUGCUUGCUCCCUUCAUUUCAGAUUCAUAUGUAUGCUUUCAUACAACGUUACCUUAAUAUAACAGCAGCAAACAAGUCAGUGCAUGCGUAAUGUGCAAAGGGUGACUAACUAACACAGCAAAACUAGUGUUUGUAAAGUUUUUUGUUUAAAAAUUCUCAUGCUGAUCAAAUCAGUUCUUUAUGGCAACUCCAUAUUUGUUAUCAGAAUAUCAGGGGUAUAUUUUUGUAAACUGGGAAAUUAACCCGGUUUUAAAACAAAGGGAGUUGGUAUUGAAAUGCAUAAUGGGCUUGAGCUAUUUUUCCAAGGGUGGUUCUCUCUCUUGUUUGCAAGAUGGUUUCAUUGUGUGUUACAAGGUGCCUAGAACAGUGGUUCUCAAAGUUUUUAGAUUCAAGGCACCACAGCACAACUUCUGUGAACUGACUGGCAUCCUAUUUCAAAACUAAAUGUUAGUGCUUGCCUCCUUGCAGAGGGACUAGGCAGCAGAGGUUGGGGAGUGCUGAGCCUGCAAUUAUCUUAUUGCUUAUCCCCUCACACCUUGCAACAGCCUUCAAAGGAUCUUAUGGCACCUCAGAGUACCUGGUUGAGAAUCAGUGAUCUAGAUUACAACAGGUAAUUUAGCCAGCGGGCAUGUCAGUGCCAGGCAUGAUCCUGUCCACUAAGCAGCAUAUCUGGAGUGUAUUAUAUUAGGUACUGUUCAAAGUGAGUAAGAGGUAUUUCUUACUCCUUAACUAACCACACUGAUUUUACUGAGAGCACUUGAAGAGUCCUUACUGAACAUAUUCCCAUUUGUGACUCUAAAGCCAGUGGGAACCUAAGUGACUUUUUAUGAAGUCUCAUUUGCCACUUCACCUGAGAAAGCUUUUGUAUAGGAAUUAAAGCAGCUAUUUUCCAUCAUGUCUAUUCUUGCUGUAUAAAGGAUAUGGUGAAAUUGUUUAAUUUAUAUACUUGACAAAGACUGGGAUUUCCAUGGGAAAGUCCCAUUGGAGUCAGUGGGAUCAGUUACACCUCCACUCAGUGCUUUCGAAAGGCAAGGAGUGUUAAUUAUCAGCACAGCAGACACUAAGCAUCUGAAAUGUUCAGUGAUGAAUUAACCCACAAAUGCAGGAAUGGUGACUCAAGUGACACCAUUACCAGUACAAGAGAGGAAAGCAGUGUUACAUUGCUGGCAUAUUUCCAGGAGGCCUGACUGGAUUUUUUUUUAAUGUAACACUUUAAAGCUUGUAUGUCAUAGUAAAAUCUACAAACUUUUGUUUAAAUUGUUUUAUCAGAUUAUUUAAACGUCUAAUUUUUGCCUAUGCUAAAAAAACCCCCAUCAAGCUAGCAGGAUAGAGGAGAGAGAACGGUUCAAGGAAAUGCAAAAUGUUGACCAUCUGCGCUGUCACAUUGUAGUGAAUAAAUUCUGGCUGUUUCUCUAUCUCCUGGUGAGUCUUUGUAGUAAUUUCUACACAAGCUUGGUGUGUGGGGAAGUUUAGGCUGAUUCCUCUAUGCCUAUAUUCUCUUCAUUAGUUAAUAAAUAUCCCCUAACUUGGAAUAACUUCUGAACUUGGUAGACACUGAACAAAUGCACAUAGUGCAAGUAUCCCAGUGAGCGGCAGCUUACAGGUAGCCAACAUGAAAUGCUGAGGACAGGGUACAUCUAAAAUGCUGUCAGUCUGUCAGUCAGAGGUACCUUACUGUGGUAAAACCUCUUCUAGCACUUGGGAUCUUCAGCCCGGAAGCCUUUUCCAAAUGUAAGUCCUUGCAUGCUUCAUUUCAAAGAACUGAGGGGGGCUCAUUCUUCUUUUAAAAUAGUCAGAGAUGCUCCCUUGAAAUGCAAGAUUUACCAGACCAGAGUGCCACAGAUCUUGCUCCCAGGGCAGUUAGUCAUUAAACAAAGUACAGAAAGUCCUUGGACCACUAGAACUUGCACCUCCCCCUCGCUAAUAAAUGCCCAAACUACUAGGCAAUGCUAUCUUACUCUCUUGGCCAAGUGAGUCUAAUUCUUCUCUGCACAGUGGCACACUUUCAACGAGCCACUGUGCAGAGAAGAAUUGAGAAUAGCCUUUUAAGCAGGUCAGAAUUACUAUUUCAGAUUGAAGUACUUUUUUAGCCUUAUUAUCUUAGGGUCCUGCCACAUAUUCUUAAAGCUGGAUAGAAACCAACUAUAGAGCUGUUAUAUAUUUUCAAGCACCAAAUUUGUAGCUGUUUGGCUCUUUUUAUAGCUGGAUAGGCAUUGUUAUAGUGUGAUAAUUACUUUGCAGAUGUGGCUGAUUAAAUUUAUUGCACCAUUAACCCAUUAACUGUGUAACAUACGUAACAUGUAGCAGAGGCCUUAAGCAUCUAAAUUUUGCUAUUUUCCCCUGCUCAGGCCUAUCAUUGUUUCCUUGCCUCAAGGUUUGAUCCUUCUUCACUUGAACUGUCACUGGAUUUCAUCAGUAAGGUACCAAGAAACAUUUUUAAAAGUUAGCAAUUUUUUGGUCCGGUCUCCGUUUAAAAGUCUUAUGUGCAAGGUGUGUGGGACUUUACGGUUAAAGAAAGAACAUAGAUCCUGUCCCCUAGAUCUUCCAGGGUUAAGGCACAGUAUAGUACAAAUAAGGCCUGAGAAUAGAAUGUAAAGCAGUAGAGUCAUUAAAGAGAUUUUUAAAAAAUCCAAAGCUCCCCCAUCUUUUGCCUCCUCCCACCACCUGG